Molecule: messenger RNA, 3757 nt
Organism: Saccoglossus kowalevskii
Lineage: Eukaryota; Metazoa; Hemichordata; Enteropneusta; Harrimaniidae
Product: ATP-citrate synthase-like
Biological process (GO): citrate metabolic process; fatty acid biosynthetic process; acetyl-CoA biosynthetic process
Cellular component (GO): cytosol
Molecular function (GO): ATP citrate synthase activity
Source: RefSeq, a predicted model, not a curated record
CGUCUGAUGUAUAUCAGGUCAUUCAUUGACUACCUAUACAGUCGAUUGAGGUACUGCAGGUGCUGUAUAUUUAAACGAUCGCCUCAAUUCUACGCUCGUCCACCAAGGUUCAUACUGAUAAUUCAGAAUGUCUGCUAAGGCAAUACGGGAAGCCACUGGUAAGGGAUUGCUAAAUAAGUAUUUAGGAUAUGAAGAUGCCGCUACUACUAAAUUUGCUGUAUUGACAGAGGACACUGACUGGAAUCAGUUAACUCAAGAACAUCCAUGGUUAUUAACGGAGAAAUUGGUAGUUAAACCUGAUCAGUUGAUUAAAAGGCGAGGUAAGCUAGGUUUGAUUGAAGUCAACACUGAUCUGAAUGGUGUGAAGGAAUGGGUGUCUACCAGACUUGGAAGCGAAAUUCAGAUUGGAGCAGCGUCUGGUUUAUUGAAGACGUUUAUCAUUGAGCCGUUCGUAGCUCACAAACCAGAGGAUGAAAUGUAUGUGUGUAUUUAUUCGUCACGUAAUUCGGACACCAUUCUGUUCUACCAUGAAGGCGGCGUGGAUAUUGGCGAUGUAGAUACAAAGGCUGUGAAGUUUGAAGUACAAGUCGACUUUGACAUGGUUGUGACUGCAGAUGAAGUCAAACAAAAAUUACUAAUGAAAGUACCAAAAGAGAAGCAAGAUAUGGUUGCUGGGUUCAUUGUUGCAUUGUAUAAGCAAUAUACAGCUUUGUAUUUCACCUAUCUCGAAAUCAAUCCAUUAGUGGUCACCGAUAAGAUCUAUGUGCUGGACUUGGCGGCUAAACUGGACCAAACUGCAGAGUUCAUUUGUAAGGUCAAAUGGGGAGACAUCACAUUCCCACCACCAUUUGGAAGAGAAGCAUUUCCAGAGGAAGCGUACAUUGCUGAUCUAGAUGCCAAAAGUGGCGCAUCUUUAAAAUUGACGAUACUUAACCCUAAUGGUCGUAUAUGGACCAUGGUGGCUGGAGGUGGUGCUUCUGUAAUUUAUAGUGACACAAUUUGUGACUUGGGUGGUGCUAGUGAACUGGCAAAUUAUGGAGAAUAUUCUGGCGCUCCCAGUGAACAACAGACUUAUGAGUACGCCAAAACAGUACUUGGACUGAUGACCAGACGGCCGCAUCCAUCAGGAGAAAAGAUCCUAAUUAUCGGUGGUGGUAUUGCAAACUUUACUAAUGUAGCGGCCACAUUCAAGGGUAUUGUGAGGGCGCUCAAGGAAUAUCAACAAAAACUGAAAGAUGUCAAUGCAUCUGUGUAUGUGAGAAGAGGAGGACCUAACUACCAGGAAGGCCUCAGAGUUAUGAGAGAGUUAGGUCAGAAUCUAGGUGUGCCGAUGCAUGUAUUCGGUACUGAGACGCACAUGACUUUCAUCUGCAGUAUGGCAUUGGGUAAACGAGAUGUUCCGGAACUACCGCCCACAGACUAUGUCACUGCCAACUUUUUAUUAGGAGGGCCAAGUGAUAUCAAAAAGGAGUCGUCAAAGGUAACUCCAUCACACAGUAGGACAUCAUCUCUGACUGCAGCAAGUGAAGAAUCCAAAUCACCCACGCAAACAGCGACAGCGGCAGCAGCAGCUGGUGGCGAUGGUGAGAAGCCUCUUUUUUCAAAACAUACAAAGGCUAUGGUUUGGGGAAUGCAACCGCGUGCUGUACAAGGGAUGUUGGAUUUCGACUAUGUAUGUCAAAGGUCAAAACCCUCGGUUGUUUGCAUGGUUUACCCAUUCAGCGGUGAUCAUAAACAAAAGUUUUACUGGGGCCACAAGGAGAUACUUAUUCCCCUGUACAAGAGUAUGGCAAAUGCCAUCAAGAACCACCCAGGAGUUGACACUAUGAUAAACUUUGCCUCGUUAAGAUCUGCGUACGAGAGUACGGUAGAAGCGAUGCAAUUUCCACAGAUUCGAUCAAUUACCAAUAUUGCCGAAGGAAUCCCAGAAAACAAAACCAGAUUAUUGAAUAAGAUAGCAAAAGAGAAGAAUGUGAGCAUUAUUGGACCUGCCACUGUUGGUGGAAUCAAACCAGGAUGCUUCAAGAUAGGUAACACUGGUGGUAUGCUUGAUAAUAUUCUGUCUUCUAAACUAUACCGCCCCGGCAGUGUCGCGUACGUGUCCAGAUCAGGCGGAAUGUCUAAUGAAUUGAAUAACAUUAUAUCUAGAAAUACCAAUGGUGUGUAUGAAGGUGUUGCUAUUGGAGGUGAUAGAUAUCCAGGGACAGUUUUCAUUGACCAUGUGCUGCGUUACCAAGACGACCAUAACAUCAAAAUGAUUGUUUUACUCGGAGAAGUGGGUGGUGUUGAAGAAUAUGAAAUCUGUUCUCAAAUUGAGAAUGGGCGAAUCACAAAACCAAUUGUUGCAUGGUGCAUCGGAACAUGUGCUACUAUGUUUACAUCAGAGGUUCAGUUUGGCCAUGCUGGUGCAUGUGCCCAAGCCGAAGCUGAAACUGCCCGGGCUAAGAAUAAAGCACUGGCUGUAGCAGGUGCUUAUGUACCAAAUAGCUUUGAUGACAUCGGUGAUAAAAUAAAGGAAGUAUAUGAACAACUUGUUAUGAAAGGUGUUAUUAUACCGGAGGAAGAAGUUCCACCUCCCACAGUGCCGAUGGAUUAUGCAUGGGCAAGGGAACUUGGUUUGAUUCGCAAGCCUGCUUCUUUCAUGACUAGUAUCUGUGAUGAGAGAGGUCAAGAACUGGUUUAUGCUGGUAUGCCUAUCACUGAAGUGUUCAAAGAAGAAAUGGGACUUGGAGGUGUUCUUAGUUUACUGUGGUUUCAGAGAAGAUUACCUGCAUAUGCAACAAAAUUCAUAGAAAUGUGUCUGAUGAUAACAGCUGAUCACGGGCCAGCAGUGUCUGGUGCACAUAAUACCAUAGUUACAUCUAGAGCUGGCAAGGAUCUCAUCUCUUCUCUCUGCUCUGGGUUAUUAACCAUUGGUGACCGUUUUGGUGGUGCAUUAGAUGCAGCAGCUCGGCAGUUCAGUGAAGCGCAUGAUGCUGGUUUAAUCCCGAUGGAAUUUGUAAAUAAAAUGCGAAAAGAACAUCGUCUGAUUAUGGGAAUUGGGCAUAGAGUUAAAUCAAUCAACAAUCCAGAUAUGCGUGUAGUGAUAUUGAAAGAGUAUGCUAAGGCCAAUUUCCCAGCUACGCCAUUAUUAGACUACGCGAUGGAUGUUGAGAAAGUCACAACCGCUAAGAAACCCAACCUGAUUCUGAAUGUUGAUGGAUUUAUUGGUGUUGCAUUUGUUGAUCUACUUCGGAAUUGCGGAUGUUUUACAAAUGAAGAAGCCGCUGAACUGAUUGAAAUUGGGGCCCUGAAUGGCCUUUUUGUUCUUGGUCGCAGCAUGGGAUUCAUUGGACAUUUCUUGGACCAGAAGCGUCUUAAACAAGGUCUUUAUCGACACCCAUGGGACGAUAUAUCAUACAUUCUUCCAGAGUCGAUGUAAUCUAGAGGAAAUGUUCCUGGAGUUCUACUUCAUAUAUUACCAUGAAGUUUUUAUGUUUCCUGCAUUGGUUACUAUGGUUACUACUGAUUGGACAAAAAAAGAGUCUCUUUCUGGCCCUUGGCUAUAUUUGUACUAGAACCGUAUUUUUUCACUGGCUUUAUGUAAUAUACUUUUAGAAAAUACUUUAAGUCUUGAUGGGCAAAUGAUUUGUAAAUAUUUAAAUAUAUGUAAUUUUUCAUUUGGUCAUUUGGUGCAAACAAAUGCAUGAUAACAAGAGAGUGGUGUAUUUCAGCAGUACAAUGCAUGUUUUAAUCUCAUUUUCAUACACCUUUGCCG